Heterocephalus glaber (naked mole-rat) is the source of this 3653-nucleotide messenger RNA. It is a transcript of the gene Ift54, whose product is annotated as intraflagellar transport 54. The record is from RefSeq and is a predicted model, not a curated record. Lineage: Eukaryota; Metazoa; Chordata; Mammalia; Rodentia; Bathyergidae. Gene Ontology annotation, cellular component: axoneme; ciliary basal body; intraciliary transport particle B. Gene Ontology annotation, molecular function: microtubule binding. Gene Ontology annotation, biological process: regulation of microtubule cytoskeleton organization; cilium assembly; intraciliary transport.
CACGGCGCGGACCUGGGGCGGGGAUCGGGGACCCGUUGGCCUGGCGGGAGCGCGGCGGGGCAGCUGAGGGGCGCAGGCCGCCGGGCAGCGGCGCCGCCAUGAACGCGGCCGUGGUGCGGCGGACGCAGGAGGCGCUGGGCAAGGUGAUCCGGAGGCCGCCGCUGACCGAGAAGCUGCUGAGCAAGCCGCCGUUCCGCUACCUGCACGACAUCAUCACGGAGGUGAUCAGGAUGACUGGUUUCCUGAAGGGGCUCUACACAGACUCCGAGAUGAAGUCAGAUAACGUCAAGGAUAAAGAUGCAAAAAUUAGCUUCCUACAGAAGGCCAUAGAUGUGGUUGUGAUGGUCUCAGGAGAGCCUUUGUUGGCCAAACCGGCUCGAAUCGUGGCUGGGCAUGAGCCCGAAAGAACAAAUGAGCUGCUGCAGAUGAUCGGGAAGUGCUGUCUUAACAAGCUCUCCAGUGAUGAGGCGGUGAAGAGGGUUUUAGCCGGAGAGAAGGGUGAUGCUCGAGGGCGGGCUGUGCGGACCUCGAAAUCUCACGAGCUGGACAAUAAGAACACGAGGGAAGAGGAGUCCAGGACGCGGAAAGGCAAAGAGGACAGAAGAAACUCCGAAGUAAAAGAAAAAAGUACAAGCAGAGGUGAAAAACAGAAGGAAGAACCGAAGGAAGAGAGCAAACCAAGGGACAGAGAAAGGGACAAGGAGAAGAUGAAGGAGAGCGACGGAGACCGACAUAGAGACCCUGAGAGGGACAAGCUCAGAGAAGGGGAGAGAGAGAGAGCCAGAAACAGGGCCAAGCAGGACCGGGAGCGGGACAAGGGCAGAGGCAACAAGGACCAGGACAAAGAGCUGGACCGGGAAGAGGAGGGAGGGAGGAGGAGCGAGGGCAGGAAGGAGCAGGAGAGAUUGCAGGGCCUGGACCAAGAGCGCGACCUGGACAGGGGCGGAGACCGGGAGCAUGUGGGAGCCAGAGGCGCAGCGCACACGCACAGGCCGCCCUCCAGGGCCCCCGACAGGGAGAAGAGCGGCGAGCAGGACCGGCCAGGGAAGAAGUCAGCAAGCUCAGGGGAGAUGCCUAAGAAGCCGUCAGAUGAAGCUGUCAAAGACUCCAAAGCGGAAGCAGAGGUAAACUCUGAGGUGGAGAUUUCCAGCAGAGUAUCCAGAUCAUUGGCAUCAAAAACUUCAAAAUGGAGACCCAAAAAUUCAGUGGAAGGUGACUUGCCCAGCGAUGCAGAAGGAGAAGCUGGACCUGGGUCUGGGCCUCCUCUCCCGGAGAAGCCUGAGGUGUCAGAGAACCCUGAAGUCCCCAGUGAGCUUCCGUCCAGUGCCAGAAGACUUCCUCGGCCAGGCAGUGCAAGGCCAGCGCCUCCCCGGGUCAAGCGACAGGAGAGCACGGAGGCGUUAACGAUGGACCGGGCGGGGAGUGGUAAGACCGUCCCCAACGUGAUUAUGGAGUCACGGAAUUCUGACAGCGAGGAGGAUGAGCAUUUUGUGGUGGAAGCUGCCCCUCCGCUCACCCAAAUGUCAGAACUCGAAAUGGUGCCAGCAGCAGAGCUAGAGGACGACAGGAAGCACGGUGGACUUGUGAAAAAAAUUUUGGAGACGAAGAAAGAUUAUGAGAAAUUGCAGCAGGCCUCCAGACCUGGAGAGAAGGAGAAGUCGCUUGUCUUUGAGUCAGCGUGGAAGAAGGAGAAGGACAUAGUUUGCAAGGAGAUCGAGAAGCUUCGUGGGUCCAUCCAGACCCUGUGCAAGAGCGCGCUGCCCCUGGGGAAGAUCAUGGACUACCUGCAGGAAGACGUGGACGCCAUGCGGCACGAGCUGCAGCUGUGGCACAGUGAGAACAGGCAGCACGUGGAGGCGCUGCAGCGGGAGCAGAGCAUCACAGAUUGUGCUGUGGAGCCUCUGAAGGCAGAGCUGGCCGAGCUGGAGCAGCAGGUCAAAGACCAGCAAGACAAGAUCUGUGCCGUGAAGGCCAAUAUCCUGAGGAACGAAGAGAAAAUCCAGAAAAUGGUGUACAGUAUCAAUUUGACAUCGCGAAGGUGAAGCUCAGCCAGCUGGUCACCACGGGUGUGAACAUGGAGAGCAAGACAGGAGAGCAUUUCGAUUUCAGUCCUGGUUUACUAGGACGCGGCCUGUUUACAGUGUGGUCGCCCAGCUGGGCUUGUUAAGUGUAUUAAAGACCGUGUUUUCGUACCUCCUGCCGCUGGAGUCCUUGCUAGUCAUCCGGCGCCUUCCCUCCCUUUCCCUGCUCGGGCUGUGGCCUGCUGCAGCCUGUGUGUCCUGGUCCAAGUUCCCUCCCGGGACCGGGUUAUUGCCACGGAAACGGUGCUCCCUUUCUUCGGUUUGGGACUUGUGACAGGACUGCAGGGCAACAACACGUGGAGGAUGGCUGCACUGUCGGUGGGCGUUUCACAACUAGAAUGAGGCCUGAAAGCAAUUAAACUAGACUUUUAAUUUCCAUGUGGAGAAAAUCCCUACCAGCCUGUACCCUGCGAGGUACAUGCCAGCUGUCGGGGUGCGGGGGCUUCCCCUGCUGGCCCCAGUGUCUUCUGCCUGUUUCUAGGUCUUGCAGUUCACAAACGGACAGCGGAGGUUUCGGUCUGCCUUCCAGUUGAUGAGAAGCUGUCACAGGCCCCUUCUUGGCUUUCAGCACUGUGCCUGGGCUCCCCAGUUCCACACAGGCAGAGCACCUCGAGUGUCUUGGAGAGCAGGGUCUCGCUGUUGAGACAGUGGCGUCCUUCCUGUCGAUCGGCACGCAUGUCUGCUCGGGGGCAGCUGAGGGGAAACCACGUGGGGAGAUGUAAAGGGAGGCGCCCAGUUACGCUUUUCUCAUGUGACCCAUGUUUUUAUUAAUUUUUCAAAUUUUAUUUUUAUUUUUUGGUACUGGGGAUCAAACUCGGGUCCUUGCACUUGUGCAGUGACUCAUGUUUUUAGAAAAUGUUUUUUAAAGCAAAGCCUUUUUUACAAAACACAGUUUAUACUCAGCUUUCACUUACAUAUAUUUUAAAUACUUACUAAGGUCUUAAGUUAUUGUGUAAAGGAUUUCACUGUGUUUGGAGACACAUGUAGGUUCUCAAGGCCUGGUUCCGCUCUUUGUCUUUCUGGCUACCGUAUUUAUUACUCUGUAAACUAAGGUGCACACGUUAGCGUGAGGAUUGCUGGGAGAGUUCAGUUUCUUCAAGGAUUAGCACAAAUGGCUGUUUGGUUUUUCUUAGUGUAUUCCCAAAACAAACCCUUCAGCGCAGAAGCAUAGGGUCUUCUAAGCUGAUAAAAGCAGAGAUGGCUGAGACCUACCGAUUGGAGACAUUGGUGUUUUCUCUUUCCUUUCUAUAUGCACUGUACAUUUCUGUCCGAUCAGACUAUACUAACACAGCUCAGGCCAGGGAAGGACUGUUAGCUAACUAGUCCCCCCCGUAUUUAUAAUUCUCUUCUACUGAAAUGAAAGACUUAGCCAUAACCCUGAAGCGGACCCUGUUUUGCCUCAAGUUGAGAUACAUGCGUUUUAUGAAUUUGUAUAUAUGAAUACAUUUUUUGUUUUGGAAAAUUGCAUAUAUUGUAUGUGAGUAAAAUUUUGUAUGAAGUAGCUAUUAAAUUGUAUCAAAGUUUAUUUUUCUUUUAUACAUAAAUCAUUAAAAUAAUCACCUAUUUUUUCUA